AACUGAAAAAAGAAAUGAAAAAAUCAGCACCAAAUAUUUCGAAGAAGUAAAACGUUGCUUCCUCACAUUCCCUUCUGCUUUGAACAUUCGCAGAAGACACAGAAACUCCAGCGCCAAACACUUCACGCAGAUACACACAAACCCCAAUUCCGACUCUGCGCGCAGAACAUUCUAGAAUUCUCCAGAACCUUUGAGAGUGGAGCUCCUCCUUUUCUGAGCUGAACUGGAGCUAGGGUUUCGAUUUUAUUGGCCAAGUGCAUGCUCUUGAAGUUCUUUUACCUGGGAUCUGAAUAAAUUUCUUAAUGGGAGAAAAAGUUAUGGCAUAUCAAAAGGGCUGCCUUGAUGCUUUGAGAGAGGUUAUGUGAAGCAGUAUGACUCUUGAAGAUUUUUUUACGUUGACUGAAAUGAAAGAUGGGCUCACAGCCCCUUCUCGAGUACAGGAGUUGGUUUCUGUAAUGCAGAAUGAGCAAGAUUGUGUAGUUAAGAAUGCUGGUGAUGCAACAAGGCAGUGGGCUGCUGUUGCAAGCACCAUUGCUGCUACAGAGAAUAAAGAUUGUCUUGAUCUUUUUAUUCAAUUAGAUGGACUUUGGUACAUCAAUAGGUGGUUAAAUGACGCUCAGAAUUUGGGUACUGAUACAAAUGAUGGCUUCAUUGAAGAGUCAAUUACUGCAAUGUUGCGAGCAGUUGAAAAACUAUAUCUAGACAGGGAGAAGUCAAUUUCAUCUGGAAUUCGGGUAACUGUAAGUAAACUUCUUGGCCAUCAUAGCUCCAAGGUUCAGGAUAGAGCAAGAGUAUUAUUUGACAGCUGGAAAGGAGACAGGGAUGGAGAGGCUGAACCUCAUGAUGAUACAAAUCUUGGUAGAAUCAACAGUGUGAGUGAUAAGAUUGUUGGGCUGGAAGGCCAGCCAUCUUCUGUGAAUGAAGCCGGCAAUGCCGAUGAUCACGCAUCUCGACUUACUGGAGGUGAGAAGACUCAAUUGAGAAACUGUGAUAGUCAGCUACAUGAAAAAGUUUCAACCAUGCAGAUAGAAAGUUUGGACAAUGCACUCCAGCCCUCUGUAAGUUUGGAUUGUGAAGAUAUCAAAGAGAGAUCAAACCAUGUUGAUAGUGUUUUGAUAUCUGUUCAAGAAGUUGCUACCAUGAAUGAAGGUGAGGACACAUUGGCUGGGACAUGUAACUUACCUGUUACUAAACAAGGCAGUUUCAAAGGUCAACUAGAUGACAUACGGUUAAAUGAAUCAUCCAAAAAGGAGAAGCAAAAUCAAAAUGUUAAUGGUCCUCCUGAAGAGUUAGGAGCACCAGAUAUCUCUUCAGCAUCUGCAAAGCUGGAGCCUGAACCUGUUUCCGUUGGUGAUAUUAAAGCAAAAGUGCUGGAAUCUGUGAAAGAACCUGUUUUAGAACAUAAUGUUGAAAGCAAUGAAGAUGUUUGUCAUAAAGUAAUUGAUUCUGGUAGCACGAGAUCACCUGCAUCUGAUGGGACAAGUGGGGGGAAUGAUGUCAGAGCUAUAAAUUCAAGCAAUCCACAAAUUUUGAAAGCAUUAGAAAAUGAUGAUGACCAUUGUUCUAAUGCAUUACAGGACUCAUCAGUCAGUGGCAGUAACUUGGAAAAGCCUGACAUGUUGGAGAUGUCUUUCCCCAAAGCAGAAUAUGUUAGAGCAGUAAAGGAAGACAAGGAUCGUGUUUCUGAUCAAGGUGAUGAUACCUCAAAUGGUUCUGCUUCUUUUAAAUGGGGUAAAGGUCCGAGAAGCCCUAACAUUAUUGACAAGAGUUCUGACAUGGAGCUUGAGUAUGGUAUUGUUGAUGCUUUAGAACUCGCUCGACAAGUUGCCCAAGAAGUUGAGAGAGAAUAUGUCACAGUAAAGGAAGGGAAGGACCAGGUUUCUAAUCAAGGCGACAACACCACAAAUGGUUCUGAUUCUUUUAAGCGGGGAAAAGGUUCCAGAAGCCCUAAUGUUAUUGACAAGAGUUCUGAUAUUGAACUUGAAUAUGGUAUAGUUGAUGCUUUAGAAGUCGCUCGACAAGUUGCUCAAGAGGUUGAGAGAGAAGUUUGCAGCUCUUCUUCAGAGAAAAUCUCCGAAGGGGGAAUCAGGCAGGCAGGCAGCCAUGAUAAGGAUGAACUCACUCAUGUCCUACCUGAGGAGGUAUCAUCCAGGCAAAGCAAUUCUACUGAAGCAUGUUCUGUAGAGGAGGGGCAUAUGAGUGUUUCAGAUAAUAUUGAGGCUGGGCCACAAUGCAUACCUGACUUGGAGUCCUCACAGGUGACUGAAGCAGCUCAAGAUGCAGGAGAUAAUUCAGAGAAAAGCCUCUGUACCUUUGAUCUCAAUCUCAAUGAAGUUGGUUCUGAUGAUAUGGAUGUUUCUGUAAAUGCUAUGUCUACUGCACCAAUACCUGUUGUCUCUGCUUCAAAACUUGCACAGAUUUCUGGCUUCCCCCCAGCCCCUUUGCAGUUUGAGGGGACCCUUGGGUGGAAAGGAUCAGCUGCCACCAGUGCCUUUCGUCCUGCAUCACCUCGCAAAAAUUCUGAUAACGAGAAAAAUGUUUCUGUUGGUGGAAACUCUAAUAUUUCCAAGCAGAGGCAGGGUUGCCUUGACAUUGAUCUGAAUGUGGCUGAGGGUGAAGAAGGAUUGGUAAAACAAAUUGGUGAAUCUUCAGGCCUUCCUUCUGGGCAAUCAUCCGUGGAACUUAGUCCUAAAAGGUCAAGCAGGUUCGAUUUGGAUUUAAACAGUAUUGGUGAUGAUGGUGAUGCCCAACCCUCAGAUCAGCGGAUGGAGGGGCAGCUCUUUUCUGGAAGAAAUGGCUAUUGGAGCCCCUCACCUGCAUCAUCGUCAUCAUCAAUGCAACCUUCAGUUCGAAACAUUGAUUUGAAUGACAGACCAUACUUCCAAACUGAUUUGGUGGAGCAAGGGCAUAGCAAGUCAUCUUCAAUUAUUGAAGCAAAUAAACUUUCUAAAUCAGAUGCUCCUGUGAUCUCUCUUUUGGGGGCCAAGGUGGAAGUUGGUAGAAGAGAAUAUGUUCCUCAAAAUUGGUCUUUGCCAAAUGGCAAGGCUAUUGAGCCUUCAAUGGAUCUUACAAUGUCAGGAGGUGGUGGCAUUUUGGGAAUGGGCCCCACAGUAUCCUACAAUCGUUCAAGUGUUUUUGGGUAUAAUGGACUGACACCAGCUCCUGGUUUGUCUUUUUCGUCAGCCAUGUAUGGGUCAUCUGGUGGCACAAUUCCGUGCAUGGUGGACUCAAGAGGAGCUCCAGUUGUGCCUCAAGUGGGGGGAUCAUCCUCAACCGACCUGUCAUCUUAUACUCAGCCUCCAUUUAUCAUGAGCAUGGCUGGUACACAACUUGGUUUAAAUGGAGUUGGAUCUUCACGUCCCAACUUUGAUCUAAACUCUGGCUUCGUGAUUGAUGGUGGGAAUAGAGACGCAUUGGCUGCAAGGCAAUUUUUCUUUCCUGCUCAAGGUAGAGGAGCUAUGGAGGAGCAUGUAAGGACCUUUCCACAAUCCUCAAGUUCUGGAGUUGGUGUGAAAAGAAAAGAACCGGACGGUGGCUGGGAAACCUAUCCGUUCAGCUACAAAAAUCAGCAACCUCCAUGGAAGUAGCCCAAAUUUAUGCUUUUGUCUCUUCAUCUGUUCUCAGAUACAGCCUACCGAUUGAUGUGCUUUUAUUAUUACUCAAGUUAAUCCUGAAGAGUGGGCCAAUCCAUUGGAAUCCUUUGAUAAGACGAACCAGAACUCAAUAAAAGGCAGAGGAUCGUGGAUGUAAUAUUAUUCAUGAUAUUAAUUGGCAAAGGGGGGGAAUUAGUUUUUUUAAUCUUUCUUUUUCUGUUUUUCCUUUCCUGCAGUUUCAUAGAAAGUCAGUAGCUGUAAUUUCUCUUUCAUAUGUCAAAGAAAUUAUAGUCAUAGUAUCGUGUUUCUCACUGUAAGUGGUACUUGAGUACAUGGCCACAAAUUUAGUUGAUUUAGUGAGUUUUCAUCAUCAAGUAAUAACCUGUAAAGAGAAAGCGUUGUGUUCAAAACUUUUCCGCUUACAUAAAAUACAGUCUAACCGAUACAAGUUGUCUUUCGUCAAAUCAUGCUCUUAGUUAUGUCUUUGGCUUCAUUUUGAAUGACGUUUAUUAGCCCCAAUUUCCCAAUUUGUGCAUGACUGAUCCCUAGACUAAAUAUGUUUUCUUUGACAGCUGCAACCUCAUCCUGUGCUAGAUUCAUCAGCUGUUAUUGUCAGAAACAAGGCGUAUAUUACCCAUCGUGGGAUUGUCUUUGGAUUAAUGGUAGCAUUUUGCAUUUUAAAGUGGCCUCAACCUUGGUGAUGAUGAUUAGUUUUGUGGGUGAGUGAAUUUACUGCAACAGUCGUCUAUAUAUGUCCAAAGCGUACAAAUUAAUCAUUGCCCUUGAAAUUGUGAUCAGCAACUGUUCUGGAAAGGAUACAACUUGUGCAUUCUGACUGAAUCCUUAGUGUAUUAAUUUCUGUGAUGUAAACUAAUUCGGGGGUUUGGAGUUCAUUUUGCAAAGAUGGGCAACAAGAUUUCAUUUUGCAAAGGAUUGUAAAGGUUGAAUGAAUUCAUUUAUCUAUGUGAUUCUAC
Molecule: messenger RNA, 4567 nt
Organism: Abrus precatorius (Indian licorice)
Lineage: Eukaryota; Viridiplantae; Streptophyta; Magnoliopsida; Fabales; Fabaceae
Exons: 2
Coding region: 372-3587 (1071 amino acids)
Source: RefSeq, a predicted model, not a curated record